GGGGAGGAAGUCACUAAAGAGCUGUAGUCCAAAUUGUUGCUGUUGCAGGCUUUGCUUCCAGUUCCUCACGAAUUCCAGGGAUUUUUUUUCUUGUGCGUACCUCCUCCUUCCCAUGAACGUAAUCUCGCCGCUUGUGGCGCCGUCUCUGCCAGGCUGCUUCACUGCUCCUCCACUUCCAAAAGUAUCCAUCAGCUGCUGGGAAAACGGAAUUUGAUCACUGUGGUGACUAUUUCUGUAUUUUCUUGGUUCCCUUUGACUCGAAGAGGACAGAUCGGACAUAUUUUAUCCGCCUUACGUCGGACUAACCCAGAUCCAGACUCGUCCUCGUUCUGAGAAACUUACAGAAUAAUAUUCCUAACACACACCGCCUGGAUCCAGAGAGGGGGAGCGGGUUUAACGGACUUUGGAUUUACGCACAGGAACCUUUCACCCACAUAUUGCCAGCUGACACUGCUGCGUGCCUUUAAUUUAUUUCUCCAAGUUCAGCUGUGGAUGGAACCGCUGCGUGUGAUUUACAUGACUACGCUGUCGCCCUGAAAACUGCCGCAAAGCUGCGACUCGCACUCCGUCACCAUGCAACGCUUGCUGGAGAAAAUCUGCAGCAAACCCGAGAGAAGUGGCAAGGCAGCAGAAUGACUUGCGCUCUGGAUUUCUUUGACUCUAUCUUCCGUUCCCACUCAGCCUAAGAUCUUAAUGCUGUUCCAUUUUGGUUUACAAAUAUGAUGAAAUGGCAGCCCCGGAAGAAGGCAUACUUCCGACAGGGUGUUGCCCUUCAGUACCUUGGUCGCCAUGCCGACGCGCUGGCCGCCUUUGCCUCCGGGCUGGCCCAAGACCCCAAGAGCCUUCAGCUACUUGUGGGCAUGGUCGAAGCUGCAAUGAAGUCGCCGCUACGAGGUUCUCUGGAGCCCACCUAUCAGCAGCUGCAGAAGAUGAAACUGGACAAAAGUCCGUUUGUGGUGGUGUCUGUGAUUGGCCAGGAGCUGCUGACAGCAGGCCACCACACAGCCUCUGUUGUGGUGCUGGAAGCAGCUUUGAAGAUUGGAACGUGCAGCCUGAAGCUACGUGGCUCAGUCUUCUCGGCCCUCAGCAGUGCCCACUGGUCUCUGGGCAACACGGAGAAGAGCACAGGAUACAUGCAGCAGGACCUGGAGGUGGCCAAGACUUUAGGUGACCAAACAGGGGAAUGCCGUGCUCAUGGGAAUCUGGGCUCUGCAUUCUUCUCCAAGGGAAACUACCGUGAAGCAUUGACCAACCACCGCAACCAGCUGGUUCUGGCCAUGAAGUUAAAGGACAGAGAAGCUGCUUCGAUGGCACUGAGUAGCUUGGGUCAUGUGUACACAGCCAUAGGGGACUAUCCCAACGCCCUCGCCAGUCAUAAACAGUGUGUCCUCCUGGCCAAGCAGUCCAAGGAUCAGCUGUCUGAAGCCCGUGAGCUGGGAAACAUGGGAGCAGUCUACAUUGCCAUGGGAGACUUUGAAAAUGCUGUUCAAUGUCAUGAACAACAUUUGGGCAUUGCCAAGGCCCUGGAAAACAAACGAGAGGAAGCCCGAGCCUAUAGCAACCUCGGUAGUGCCUACCACUACCAUCGUAACUUUGACAAGGCUAUGUCCUACCACACUCAUGUUUUGGAGCUUGCCCAGGAACUGGAGGAAAAGCCCAUUGAAAUGAGAGCCUACGCAGGGCUUGGUCAUGCCGCCCGCUGCAUGCAGGACUUGGAGAGAGCCAAGCAGUACCACGAACAACAGCUGUCUAUCGCUGAAGGACUGAAGGACAGGGCUGCAGAGGGAAGGGCCUCUUCCAACUUAGGCAUUAUCCACCAGAUGAAGGGUGACUAUGAGACUGCACUGAAACUCCACAAAACACACCUGGCCAUUGCUCAGGAGCUAAACGACUAUGCUGCUCAGGGCCGAGCUUAUGGAAACAUGGGUAAUGCAUACAAUGCCCUUGGAGCCUUUGACCAAGCUGUUCGCUACCAUCGGCAGGAGCUGCAGAUUUCCAUGGAGGUCAAUGACCGAGCCUCUCAGGCCUCCACCCAUGGUAACCUGGCUGUAGCUUACCAAGCCCUCGGUGCCCAUGACCGAGCUCUACAGCAUUACCAGAACCACCUCAACAUAGCUCGGGAGCUCAGAGAUGUACAGAGUGAAGCUCGAGCUCUGGGCAACCUGGGCAACUUCCAUUGCUCUCGAGGAGAGUUCCCUCAAGCUGUGCCCUACUAUGAGCAGUACCUCAGACUGUCCCCUGAACUUCAAGACAUGGAGAGUGAAGGAAAAGUUUGUCACAAUCUAGGUUAUGCCCACUACUGCCUGGGCAACUACCAGGAUGCUGUCAAGUAUUAUGAGCAGGACUUGGCUCUGGCCAAGGAUCUCCAUGACAAACUGAGUCAGGCCAAGGCAUACUGUAACCUCGGUUUGGCUUUCAAGGCCCUAGGAGACUUUGCGAAGGCAGAGGAGUGUCAAAAGUAUUUGCUGUCACUGGCCCAGUCCCUGAACAAUGCACAGGCUAGAUUCAGAGCCUUAGGGAACUUAGGAGACAUAUUUGUUUGUAAAAAGGAUGUGGCUGGAGCCAUUCAGUUUUAUGAGCAGCAACUGGCUUUAGCUCACCAGGUUAAGGAGCGUAGGAUGGAGGCCUGUGCCUACGCUGCUCUCGGUGCCACCUACAGACUUGUGCAGAAGUAUGACAAAGCCCUUGGCUACCACACCCAGGAGCUGGAGGUAUACCAGGAGCUUGGUGAUGUGUCAGGGGAGUGCAAAGCCCAUGGCCAUUUGGCAGCUGUCUAUAUGGCCCUUGGAAAGUAUGCCAUGGCCUUCAAGAGCUACGAGGAGCAGUUGGAGCUAGGUCAGAGAUUAAAGGAUCCAGUGGUGGAGGCUCAAGUUUAUGGAAACAUGGGCAUCACAAAAAUGAAUGUUGGAGUGAUGGAGGAAGCGAUUGGCUACCUGGAGCAGCAGCUGGCUACAUUGCAGCAGCUGAGUGGAAAUGAAGCAGUAAUGGAUCGGGGCAGGGCGUACGGAAACUUGGGAGACUGUUAUGAGGCUCUGGGAGACUUUGAGGAAGCCAUCAAGUACUAUGACCAAUAUUUAUCAGUGGCACAAAGUCUAAACCGCAUGCAGGACCAAGAGAAGGCCUACAGAGGCUUGGGCAGUGGGCACAGGGCCAUGGGGAGCCUACAGCAGUCACUGGUGUGCUUCGAAAAGCGGCUCGUCGUGGCACAUGAGCUGGGAGAGUGUGGAGGCAAAGCUCAGGCCUACGGGGAGCUCGGUGCUCUCCACAGCCAAUUAGGCAAUUACGAGCAGGCCAUUUCCUGUCUGGAGCGUCAGCUGGCCAUCGCCCGUGACACCCAGGACAGGCUGCUGGAGGGAGAUGCCAGCUGCGGCUUGGGCGCUGUGUACCAAGCCAUGGGAGAGUACGAGACUGCACUGAGAUGCCACCAAAGCGACCUGGAGAUUGCAGAGGAAGCAGGCAGCGCCAUGCGCCAGGCCCGAGCUUACGGCAAUCUGGGCCUUACCUACGAGUCGCUCGGAAACUAUGAACGAGCGGUUGUGUUUCAAGAACAGCACCUGAGCGUGGCAGCUCAGACUAAUGACUUGGCUGCCAAGACGCUGGCCUAUGGCAGCUUGGGGAGAACACAUCACGCACUGCAGAACUACUCACAAGCUGUCAUGUACCUGCAGGAAGGCCUGCGGCUCGCAGAGCAGCUGGCUCGGCGUGAGGAUGAGGCAAAGAUCCGCCAUCGUCUGGGGCUCUCUCUGUGGGCCAGUGGGAACCUGGAGGAGGCCCAACAUCAGCUCUACCGGGCAUCUGCUCUGUUUGAAACCAUCCGCCAUGAAGCCCAGCACAGCACCGACUACAAACUCUCUCUGUUUGACCUGCAAACAUCCUGCUACCAGGCUCUCCAGAGGGUCCUUGUCAGCCUGGGUCACCAUGAUGAAGCCCUGGCAGUGGCCGAGCGGGGUCGCACGCGAGCCUUUGCCGAUCUGUUGGUGGAGAGGCAGACGGGCCAGCAGGACUCUGACCCCUACACGCCGGUAACAGUGGAGCACAUUUUGGACACUGUCAACAGCCAGAGGGCCUUGGUUCUGUAUUUCUCGAUGGCUGCAGGUUACUUGUACAGCUGGCUUCUGGCUCCAGGGGCGGGAAUCCUGAAGUUUCAUGAAGUUUACCUUGGAGAAGGUGUGUCCGAGGUAGGGUCAGAGUUCCAGGAAGGAGGUGGAAGUGGAGUGGUGAGCAGCUCGUCGCUGGAGCAGCACAUUUCCAGCGCUCGUGAGGCUCUGGGCGUAGAGUCUUACUACAGCAGAGGGUGCUCGAGCAGCGAGACGGAGAGCGAAGCAGGAGAUUUGCUGGACCAGCAGUUUGAGGAAAUCAACAACAAGCUCAACUCUGUCACCGAUCCAACCGGCUUCCUCCGCAUGGUGUCCAGAAACAACCUGUUUAACAGGAGUUGCCAGAGUAUGACCAGCCUGUUCAGCAACACCAUGUCUCCUGCCAAAGAUGGUAACUCCUCCCUGUCUCGUCGCUCUAGCAACCUUGGCAAACCUCCACUCCGGGCCCUUUAUGAUUUACUCAUUGCACCUAUGGAGGGGGGCCUGAUGCACUCCAGUGGGCCUGUGGGCAGACACCGACAGCUGGUGAUGGUGCUGGAGGGAGAGCUGUACCUCAUCCCCUUUGCCCUGCUAAAGGGAAGCUCCUCCAAUGAGUAUUUAUAUGAGCGCUUCAGCCUGAUAGCCGUGCCCUCCAUCCACGGGCUUGGAUUCAGUUCAAAGACUCACUCUCGGCGUCCUGGACCUGCACCCAGCGGGGGCGUCUCCAUGGCAGCAGUUGUAGGGAAUCCCAGACUGCCCUCACCUGUGAUGGAUCGCUGGCUUUGGGGACCCAUGCCCUCUGCAGAGGAGGAAGCUCUGAUGGUUGCCGAGCUACUGGGAUGCCAGCCCUUCACUGGCUCUUCUGCCGCCAAGGAGAGGGUAAUGAGUGCGCUCACACAAGCGGAGUGUGCACACUUUGCCACCCACAUUUCCUGGAAACUGGCAGCACUGGUGCUCACCCCAAACCCGGAGGGUGUCCCUGGAGGUGCUGGUGCGAGUGGAGUGGGAACGAUGGGCAGAUGUGCCAGCGGGAGGAGAGGCAGCAGUGGUCGAGGGAGGAAGGGCUCCACAGGAAGUGGCUACACCAUCCCAGAGUCUCUGCACAUGCAGGAUGACAGCAGUGAUGUGGAGAGCAUCUGUGACAGUCCGCCUCUUCAGGAGUUCCUGCUUACAGCUGCGGAUAUAUUGGACCUGAGGCUACCUGUCAAGCUGGUGGUGCUGGGGUCGUACCAAGAGUCCAGCAGCAAGGUCACAGCCGAUGGUGUUGUGGGACUGACCCGGGCCUUCCUGGCUGCUGGUGCUCAGUGUGUUCUUGUCUCCUUGUGGCCUGUACCAGUUGCAGCGUCCAAGGUUUUUGUACAUGCUUUCUACUCUGCCUUGCUCAAUGGGACCAAGGCUAGUGCAGCACUUGCAGAUGCUAUGAAAACUGUCCAGAGCAGCAAGCAGUACUCCCACCCGUCCAACUGGGCAGGAUACAUGCUGAUUGGUAAUGACGUGAAGCUGAACAGCCCAUCUUCUCUGAUUGGCCAAGCCUUGGCCGAGAUUCUGCAGUACCCAGAUCGAGCUCGUGAUGCUCUGAGAGUUUUACUCCACCUGGUGGAGAAAUCUCUUCAGAGGAUACAGAAUGGUCAACGAAACUCCAUGUAUACAUCCCAGCAGAGUGUGGAGAACAAGGUGGGGGGAGUCUCCGGAUGGCAGGCCUUACUGACAGCCGUGGGCUUCCGCCUCGACUCUGCAGGCCCUGGGAUUCCUGCAGCUGUCUUCUUUCCUACAGCUGACCCAGGAGACAGGCUCCAGCAGUGUAGCACCACAUUGCAAUCACUACUGGGUCUGCCACCACCAGCUCUCCAGGCUUUGUGCAAACUCAUCACAGCUUCAGAGGCAGGAGAGCAGCUAAUCAACCGGGCUGUUAAAAAUAUGGUGGCCAUGCUCCACCAGGUGCUAGUCCAACUCCAGACAGGAGAAAAGGAACAGGAUUUCUCCCUCCUGCCCAUUCAGGUCUCUAUAAGCGUCCAGUUAUGGAGACUGCCGGGGUGCCACGAGUUUCUAGCUGCUCUCGGAUUUGAUCUAUGUGAGGUAGGCCAGGAGGAAGUGGUACUAAAGACUGGCAAGCUGGCCAACCGCCGCACCUUGCACUUUGCUCUCCAGUCUUUGCUGUCGCUCUUUGACUCCACAGAACUGCCAAAGCGUUUGAGUCUAGACAGCUCAUCUUCCCUCGAGUCUCUGGCUUCAGCACAGUCUGUGUCUAACCCGUUGCCCUUGGGAUACUCAAGCCUUCCCUUUUCUCCUCCUUGCCUGGACAAUCAAGCAUCAGAUGCCAUCUCUGUCUAUAGUCUCAGCUCUGUAACUUCCUCCAUGAGUUUUGCCUCCAAGUCUGAUUGUGAUUUUCUUGGUCACCGACAACGCUGCGGAGCCACGGCACAUUACUCCGUUCACAAACACUCUCAUGUUCCACGUAGUCGCUCGUCUCCUCAUGGAGCAGCUGCUACAGGGCCAGGAGCGCGGGGCGAUGAAGAGGAAUACGAAGGCUUUUCCAUUAUAAGCAGCGAACCACUGGGUAGUCACUGUGAUUCUCUACCGUUGCCACCUGGCCAUAGCCAGCGACACCAUCGUGGAGGCAGAGGGGUAACUGGAUCCACGGGAGCAGGGAGAGGCUACACCGUCUCUGUAUCCUCAAGAGGUAGCGUGUCCACCCCAACAUCCCCUAUCAAAACAUCUCUGGUGCCUAGCCCGAAUUCACCAUUCCAGAAGGUGGGUAAGGUUAGCAGCUCAGACACAGGUGAAUCUGACCAGUCCAGUACUGAGACAGACAGUACUGUCAAGUCUCAGGAAGAAAAAACUGUCCAACUUGAUCCACAAGAGCUAGCCCAGAAGAUUCUUGAGGAGACUCACAGUCAUUUACGAGCUGUGAGCAGUCUUCAGCGGGCCGGAGCAGAGGGCGGGACGGGUGCCGUAACGUCAUCCCGAAGCAGUGCGUUCCGCUCGUCUGAAACAAGCGCAUUCAGCCGUCCUAACAGCAGCGCUAGUGGUCGAGCUCAGUCUUCACCAAGGCCCAAACCUCCUUCCCGGUCUUCUUCUCUGCAAAAGAUAAGCUCCGGAUACAAUAGUCCCGCGGUUUCCGAGUCUUCCCAAAAGGAGGGCAGCCAUGCCUCACCUACACUGGACAGUCAUGCACAGUUUAAACUGAAGUAUCCAAGCUCUCCUUACAGUGGCCACAUUUCUCGUUCCCCAAGUAAUGUAUCUCCCAGUUCAGGUCACCAGUCUCCAGCUGGUAGUGCUCCAUCCCCUGCUCUGUCAUACUCCUCUACAGGCUCUACCUGUUCCACAUCCACUGAUGUGGCAGAUUUGGAUCGGCUCAGAAGAGGCGUCAUUGAUGAAAAGGUCCAAGCUAUUCACAAUCUGAAGACCUUUUGGGCUAAUGCUGCAGCUCAACAACAGUAUCAUCUAGGUCCUGUGAAAGCCAUUCACAGCACUUCUGGACCUAUUGCUUCUGCCAGUAGAGAUGUACUGAGCCUUCUAAACCUUUCUCCAAGGCACUGCUCCCCUAAUGAUGGCCAAGACAAACUGGAGCUGCGAGAGCUGGGGCUUGAUAGCAGUAGCAAGAACUCUUCCAAUGGACACCACUGUUCCAACCCCAGAAAAGCUGCCCCGUCACCAACUAUUUCCACACGCAGUAGCCCUGGCGCUCGUUCUAUCAGACUACCUGCUGGCAACGGCCUCAAAUUCCUGUCACCUGGAAGAUUUUUUCCCUCUUCUAAAUGCUGAAAUGUUCAAAAUAAAGGUCAGUUUCUUUGUCUAUAGCGUAUUAUCCUGUGUGUUGGAGGAGUUGGACUCAUUUACAAGACUGCUUUUGGUCUAAGCUUGACUGACUGAUAACUUUGGUUAGUGAGUGUGUUCCUACGGAGGCACAUGAAUGCUUUAGAGACUGUCUUGUUUUUGUGCCCAUAACACUGUAAAUGGCAAUGGGAAAUACUCAACGACCUGAUACUGUGUUUGUGUGUAACUGUGUCAGGUGGAUCUAAAUGCAAUUUCUUAUAUUUUUUUCUUCCCAUAAAAUCUUUGUGUGGGCCAAGAUGCAACAACUAUUGAUUCCUUCAUUCUUUUUUGUUUGUUUGUUUGUUUUUAAAUUUAAAUGUUAUUGUUAUUGUUUGUUAUUGUUGUUAAUAUAAAAAAUUAUUAUUAUUAUUAUGUUUUGUAAAUUAACUUUGUGUUUCUCAAUCAGUAUUAAGCAUUUUUAUAUAAUUAAAAAGUGAACAAAUCUGUACCAUGUUAAGAUGGAUAGAGUGGAUAAAAGAUUUAAUAUUUUUUAUGGAAAUCAAAAAAAUGGCAUUUUGCCUGAUUUCUUUGUGAUCCGAGUGUCUGCUCUGAAGCAUGGAUUCUCUUGCUAUUCAGUGUUAAGUAUCAUGUAUGACUUUUUAACCCAUGACUUUUUGAGAUUGAAUAUGGCAGUUUCACAACAACCAUCUCUCAUGUAAACUGUUUCAAUAAAACAUGUUUACUUUCUUGUA
Nothobranchius furzeri (turquoise killifish) is the source of this 8584-nucleotide messenger RNA. RefSeq names its product tetratricopeptide repeat protein 28. Lineage: Eukaryota; Metazoa; Chordata; Actinopteri; Cyprinodontiformes; Nothobranchiidae. Gene Ontology annotation, molecular function: protein binding. The record is from RefSeq and is a predicted model, not a curated record.